GUGACUUUGGCAUAAUGCAUGUUAAUAACGUAGCUUAGUCAGGUGCAAAUAACACUACUUUAAGUUCUUGUUUAUUCCUAUGAUAACCUUUUGCUUUCCCAUUCAUGGUAUUAUUCUUUUCUUUGACCAGCAUUUAUAUCAAUGUACCCUGAAAGCUAAACGGCUAACGAGGAAGCCUGUCGCAUAGUAUUGACGUCACAAACUUGAUUUUCAAGGUGUUUUCGGAUAGUUUUCACGUGUUUUAACAGAGAUUACUUAACAAUUUAAGACUGUGUCGGAUCUGAACACCACCCACACCUUCAGCCUAUGCCCUGCAUUCUCUUCUUUCUGCCCUGAAAGACAGCAGCUAUUAUGCAUAGUAAAGAGGAGACUAUUGCCAUUUUGAAGCGGUUCGACACUGGAAACAAAUUCUCUUCUAUACCGGUGCUGCCCAAAGCCUCGGUGCUGAUCCCACUGUUUGUGAAGAAUGGACAGCUUCACACAAUGUUGACCCUGCGUUCAAAAGAGCUGAGGACUAGUGCUGGCGAGGUGUGUUUCCCCGGUGGGAAGAGAGACCCCAGUGACAGAGAUGAUGUGGACACAGCUCUGAGAGAGGCCGAGGAGGAGAUAGGUCUACCACCUGAGACUGUCCAGGUGGUGUGUAGACUGCUCCCCAUCAUUAAUAAGAGUGGUGUGUGUGUGACCCCGGUGGUUGGCUUCAUACAGGAGUCAUUUUGUCCCCGUCCAAACCCAGCCGAGGUCAGUGCUGUGUUCACAGUCCCCCUGGACUUCUUCACCAGCAAGAAGGACCACAGUGCUGCCUAUGGUGCUGCUGAGGUUCGGGGACUGUUGCAUUCAUUUUAUUUUGUGGACCCUGAUUCAGGAAACGAGUAUCACAUAUGGGGCCUGACUGCUGUGUUGGCCAUAGUGGUGGCUGCCCUUUCUCUCAGGAAAAAACCUGAGUUUAAGGUUGAGUUUGACACUGAGGAUCCAUUCCCCUUCUUUGAACACAUUCUCCACAGCCGCAUAAGUAAACUGUGAACAGCUCCUGCCCUGUUAGACACUUGUGCCUUAAGGGCGGUUCUGUUACAGUAUUGCUGCAUUAAUUGUGAAGCUAUAUGUGCAAUAUGACACUUGACUUACAUGCAAUAUUAGUUUGAAAAGAUUAAUAUAAAAACUUUUUUUUAAAACUGUUUAAUCUUUAAGCACUAAAGCCCUAGAGUGGAGGGGGAAGAAAACUCAAGACAUUUAGAUUUUAUUAAUUCAUUUAAUGUAGCAGCAGGAUUACAGUUAUAAACAGAAGAGUAUACAAAUGUCCAGACCAAGGCAAAGUACAUGUUAAUAAUAGUUCAAUGUAUAACACACUGGGAUUGACCUUGAUCCCUACUGCAGGGUCUUAAGGCUAGAUACUAAAGCUCAAGCUACACAGAACAGAUACAACAGAACUGAUGAUGAAUGUUAAAUAGAAAGUGAACUAGGAAAAGUGAGCAAGCUGAUUUACACACAAACUUACAGCUCACGCUAUUGGCAAUUAACAGUUAAUUUCUCAUGGUUGCUCCUUUUGAUCAAGCUAUUUCACAGCAACAAUAGUAAUGUUGACAAGCACAUCAACACAGGAAAGCUCUCCAUAAAAGCAAUCUCCACAGUCUUGUCCCUCUUACCUCACAUGUACAAAUCUCAUGAGGCCUGGAAAAAAAAAAGUGUUAACAAUUCACUGGUGAAGCUGCACAAUAUUAUGUCGAGUAAUCACUCUGAUACCUUGCACUGGGUUUCCAAUGAGAAUGUUAACACUGGUGUGGGCUAUGGUUAUGCUUGUGUUGUAGAAAUUAAAACUCAAUUACUGAAGUGUCCCGAUUAUUAAAAAGUCUGUGAGAAUAAAAAAAAGACAAGGAGCCAAAUAGCAGUGACACAAAAGGGACACCAGAAAACACAGCAGAGUCACGGUUUAGUUAUCAAGGCACACAAAGUUCUGUGGAAAGUAUCAACUGAAAUUCAAGAUACCCCUGCGGUAUAUUUCACAUUUAAUAUACAUGGAUAUUCAUUUACAUGACUGAAGGACAAAGUCAAUAUUGUGUAGAUAUUUGUGUACCAUCUUUACCACCAUUAAAUUGUUUCACAUAGUUUGUUUUCAGGUGGGAAGCGGCUCUCCCAAGAGUCAGACUGCAUAUCACCACUGCUUCACAGCCUCCGAUUCACCAGUUAAGGGAAAUUUUAGUUGGAGUAUAAAUCAAUAGUUUUUUCAUUUGUUAGUGCUGUUAAAGGGUGUCAGGCAUUCUAGAAAAAAAAACCUCUGACACUCACUCAAGCCUACUUUUGAGACACCAUUUUAUUCAUAACUGCAACACAGGGCAACUUUACUGACCCCCCAUCGGUGAAGGUUGAGCAAAAUUGUAUUACUGAAACCUAAAUUAUGCUAUUAAAUGUAUUAUUGAAAAUUAAGUGAAAUUGUAUAAUUGCUUAAAUAAUACAUGAAUUGCGUCAUG
This is a messenger RNA of Monopterus albus (swamp eel), 2462 nucleotides long. RefSeq names its product nudix (nucleoside diphosphate linked moiety X)-type motif 7 (gene nudt7). The transcript has 4 exons. Gene Ontology annotation, biological process: nucleoside diphosphate metabolic process; coenzyme A catabolic process. The record is from RefSeq and is a predicted model, not a curated record. Gene Ontology annotation, molecular function: manganese ion binding; magnesium ion binding; coenzyme A diphosphatase activity. The coding region runs from base 352 to 1020 and encodes 222 amino acids. NCBI's taxonomy places the organism in Eukaryota, Metazoa, Chordata, Actinopteri, Synbranchiformes, Synbranchidae.